UCCAACUGCAGCUCCUACGCCAGCUGCAGCUCCUACGCCUCCAGCUUCUGUUGUGCCAGAGGCUGAUGUCUAUGACCAGGCAGCAUCAAAUCUUGUAGCUGGAAACAACCUUGAAGGAACGAUCCAGCAGAUCCUUGAUAUGGGUGGAGGAACCUGGGAUAGGGAUACAGUUCUUCGUGCUCUUCGUGCCGCUUACAACAACCCAGAGAGAGCUGUUGAAUAUUUGUAUUCUGGUGUUCCUGAGCAAACCGAGGUUCCACCUGUUGCUCGAGCCCUGCCAAGUGGGCAGGCUGCAAAUUCCCCGGCUCAGCCUCCACCAGCUGCACCUGCUCCUUCAAGUGGACCAAAUGCAAAUCCAUUAGAUUUAUUUCCUCAGGGUCUUCCCAAUAUGGGUUCGAAUGCUGCUGGGGCAGGAACUUUGGAUUUUCUACGCAAUAGUCAACAGUUCCAAGCUUUCCGAGCUAUGGUGCAGGCCAACCCACAAAUCUUGCAGCCCAUGCUUCAGGAGCUAGGGAAGCAAAAUCCUCACCUGAUGAGGCUUAUUCAAGAGCAUCAGGCUGAUUUCCUUCGCCUGAUCAAUGAACCAGUUGAAGGCGGAGAGAAUGUACUGGGGCAGCUUGCAGCCGCAAUGCCGCAAGCUGUAACAGUUACACCUGAGGAGCGUGAAGCCAUAGAACGUCUAGAAGCAAUGGGUUUUGAUAGAGCAAUUGUACUGGAAGUGUUCUUUGCUUGCAACAAGAAUGAGGAGCUGGCUGCCAACUACCUUUUAGAUCACAUGCAUGAGUUCGAAGAUUGAUGUUAGGAGUUGAGGUGGAUGUCUCCUCUGCCCUACACCCCCACCCUCCAACCCCAAACAGACAAAGUUAAAAAAUAAACAAAAAUAACCCUCUGUUCUUUCCUCCUUUUAAUCUGCUUUUCUUUAUUUAUUUUCUCUUCGUUUCCUUUCUCAUUCUGAGUGCAUGUACUUCAUCUCCUUGCCCUUUAUUUUGGAAUUGAAAGAUUUCGAGUGCUGGAGAGGGACAUGAAUGCCAUAAUGUAACUAUGUUUGUCAUGCUUCCACCCUUCUCUCAGUAUAUAUUAUUGCUGUCCUAUGCAUAUGACUACUAUAUUAGUCUUGGGAGGAGUCUAUUAAAAUUGUGUUGUUGCUCUGCUUGCAUCUGUGCUAUUAACGAUUGAGAUGUUUUGCCCCCUUGCUAUUUGUUCGAGCUGCAUGUAAUCUCCUUACCCUUCUGAAGUGUGGAAGAGGGUCUAUGGGUUUAUUUGCUGAAAUUAAUGAGUCAGAAUGACAUAUCUCUGUUUGUUCUGUACAAUUCAUUUUUUUUCUCCAUUUCCAGAAGUUUGUUCCUUAUAUAUUAGGGACAUUAUUAUACCUUUGAAACUAGAUGGAUUUGCUUUAAAGGGAGAAAACAGGUACUAAGUUUGUGUAUGAGAGUUUGAAAUGGUUUCAAACAGAAACUUACUGUUGGGAUUUCCUGAUGGACAGGUAAGAACUUUCCGGUGGCGCCCCUAUAGAUGAAAAGGUUCCAAAGGCUCCACUUGACGGAGAACCUCCUGUAUGUUGAGUUUUACGUGCGCUAGAUUGGUUUUGCUGAGGAAAAAAGUAAUCUGUUAAGUGAACUUGCCUUGUGUUUUAAUUCUCAUCGGUUCUUUUAAUAUGACCGAAGUGUGCAAAAUAUAUUUGCUUGGGAACAAUGGAAAAAAUAAAACUAAUUUUUGAAGCCUCCAGUUAACGGUGUCUCUGUCUGCCUGUUUUUUGAUAGGCUUAAUUAUAUAUUGGCCCCUCCAAGUUUUGGUCAUGUUGUAGUUAACCUCAUUUGGCUUUGAUUUCAACACAUUACUACCCCCAGUUCGUUAAUUGUGUACACUGGUAUCUUUAAG
Messenger RNA from Ilex paraguariensis (yerba mate), 1878 nucleotides. NCBI's taxonomy places the organism in Eukaryota, Viridiplantae, Streptophyta, Magnoliopsida, Aquifoliales, Aquifoliaceae. The record is from the annotation of a GenBank genome assembly.